AUGCCCGACAGGGCCCAGGGCGGCCGGCUAGAGGUCUCGGGGCGCCGCACGCCCGACCGCGUCCCGGCGGCGCGCUCGGGGGGCGGCAAGCGCGGCGCCACGUUAGUCAGCUUCCGCAGCGGGCUCUCAGACCACGAGGCGGGCAGCUUCAAGUCGGGACUCAGCCGCAGCCUGACAGCCGAUGGCGCGGGCAGCCUGUCGCUGAGCCGCUCGCUGGGCGGCCGCGGCCGCACGACCAGCGUCGAGGGCGGCAGCGGCGCGGGCGCGGCCGCCUUCAGCGCGCUCGCCUCCGCCUCCGCCUCCAGCUGCGCGGCGCGGCCGCUGCAGGCCACCGCCAGCAUCCCCAAGUCAGCCCAGUUUGUGAAGAUCGAGGGUUUCGCCACGCGGGACAGCUCGCCCGCGGGGUCGGCGCCGCCCUCGCCUCAGCAGCCCCGUGUCCUCUCCUCCCUCCUCUCCCGUCAGCUCUCCACCGACCGCCUGCCCAUCCUGGGCUCCUCCGGCGGCAGCCUGUCCAGCAGCCUGGCAGCCAGCUGCGGCAGCGGGGCGAUGCUGGGGGGCAGCAUGCCCGUGGGGCUGGACGACCCUGUGUUGGGCCUGGCGGCGCGGCUGGAGGGCGUGGUGCGGGUGGGGCCCGUGCCGCGCCCCGCGCCCCUUGCCCGCACCCGCUCCUCCAUCCCGGACAACCUCCUCCAGCAUCUGCAGCACAGCUACGCCGUGUUCCGAGAGCCGGUGUGCGUGCGGGCCUUUGGCAUCGCCCGCGCCGCGCACGACGGCAAGUACCGCGCCAGCGGCGAGCCCGCGUUCAUGCACUGCGUGGAGGUGGCGCGCAUCCUGGCAGAGCUGGGCGCCGACGAGGGCACCGUGUCGGCCGCGCUCCUGCACGACGUUCUGGACAAGACACUGCUGGUGGAGGCGCAGCUGAGGCCCAUGCUGGGCGACGACGGCGUGGCGGAGCUGGUGAAGCAGGUGGCGCACCUGGGAGACAUUUCGUCCAACUACCGAGCCUGCCCCGCAACCUCCCCAGAGGGCCAGGCCCAGCUGUCCAGCCAGCUGGUGGGCAUGCUUGUGGCCAUGGGCUGCAACCACGCCCUGCUGGUCAAGCUGGCCGACCGGCUGCACGACAUGCGCACGCUGGGCGCGCUGCCCGCCGCCAAGCGCAACCGCCUCGCCCGCGAGACGGUGGAUGUGUGGGCCCCGCUGGCCAACCGCCUGGGCGUGUGGAGCCUCAAGGCGCAGCUGGAGGACCUGGCCUUCAAGCAGCUCUACCCGGGACAGUACGCCGAGCUGCGCGCGCGCCUGGAGCAGGUGCAGAGCGCCGACGUGCUGGUGGGGCUGAUGGACCGCAUGCGGGCGGAGAUGCAGCGCCAGGGCAUCAGCGACCUGUUUCAUCCAUCCUCUACUCCGGGCUUUGAUUGA
Messenger RNA from Chlorella variabilis, 1416 nucleotides. RefSeq lists its product as hypothetical. Lineage: Eukaryota; Viridiplantae; Chlorophyta; Trebouxiophyceae; Chlorellales; Chlorellaceae. Gene Ontology annotation, cellular component: chloroplast. The record is from RefSeq and is a predicted model, not a curated record. Bases 1 to 1416 code for a protein of 471 amino acids. The transcript has 6 exons.